Molecule: messenger RNA, 606 nt
Organism: Alternaria rosae
Lineage: Eukaryota; Fungi; Ascomycota; Dothideomycetes; Pleosporales; Pleosporaceae
Exons: 4
Coding region: 1-606 (201 amino acids)
Source: RefSeq, a predicted model, not a curated record
AUGAAGUCUUUCUUCGCUAUCUUCCUUGCCGCUUUAGGCCUAUUGGCUUGCACUAUCAACGCUACGGCUGUGCCCCAAGCUCAAGGGCUCUCCAUGGGCAGCGUUCAGAUAUCCGGGGAUAACAUAGCUCUCGUAGAGCUGGAGGUUACCGACGACCGGUUCCCCGGCGUCACCUUCACGGGUACAGGGGAAUCUGUCUUUGAGGAGAUGAAAGCGCUCAAACCCGAGGCCUUCCCCAACACGAACGCUUUAGAUGUCGCCCAAGCGCGUUCCUUGCACAGGCGGUCAACUCUCAACUGUGAGUGGGGCAGAGAUGUCUUUGGCUUCAAGGCUUGCAAUGACGGCUGGAAUCGCCUGCAGGGACUUCAUCACACCUUGUACUGUGUCAAUGGCGGAGUCAAUCACUGCGCCAUCGUUAGCUGCUCGUACAAUUGCGCUGUCUACUUAUGCAACUUGCGCAACACUAGGUUCUGUGCUUUGGGCAGCGAUAUCGGCGCCGACAUGGACUACAUUCGGAAUCAUUGUGAUAGCGAUUCCAGCAAAGUUCCUGCUGGACGAAUGGAUUUUGACGAGCACUGGAUCGGCCUCAGUAUGACUAAUUGUUAG